Episyrphus balteatus (marmalade hoverfly) is the source of this 2233-nucleotide messenger RNA. It is a transcript of the gene Exo70, whose product is annotated as exocyst complex component 7. The record is from RefSeq and is a predicted model, not a curated record. The transcript has 10 exons. Gene Ontology annotation, biological process: exocytosis. Gene Ontology annotation, molecular function: phosphatidylinositol-4,5-bisphosphate binding. The coding region runs from base 60 to 2165 and encodes 701 amino acids. Lineage: Eukaryota; Metazoa; Arthropoda; Insecta; Diptera; Syrphidae. Gene Ontology annotation, cellular component: exocyst.
UUUUUUUUACAGAAAAUUAUUUUUGUUUUCUCUAGAGGAGGUGUUUUCAACUCAGAAAAAUGAAUAAUUUUGAAAAUUCCCUACAAUUUGGGGAUAAACUUGAAAAGGAAACUGCAAAUCUAUCCUUACUAAAAGAACGAGUUAAAAAAUACAAUGAACUGACUGCUUCAAUGUCCAGCAUUCUAACAACAUUUGAACAAAGAUUAGGAAAACUAGAACAAACAGUUCUUCCUGUCUAUAACACAACUGAGCAUCUUCAAAAACGUCAACAAAAUCUAGAUGCAACACUUCAAUGCCUUGACAUUGUCCUAUCUCACUACGAAGUGUCCCAAUUGGUUUGUAAUCUCAUCCAUCAAGGCCCAAUUGAAGGCAAUAUCGGUGUGUUUCUUGAAGCACUCGAUAAACUACGCUCCGCAAUUGACUAUUUCAAAAACAACAACUCGCAAAGUGUUGAAUUGGAAAAUGUUAGUAGUUUAUUCAACACUGGUUGCGAAAGUCUUAGCAAUCACUAUCGAAUGCUUUUGAAGAAGCAUAGUUAUGUUCUAAAGCCGGUGGAUUUGCUUGAUUUAAUUUACAUCGAAGAUGACUCAUCGAAUGAAGAUUAUAUUUCGCUGAAACAACUUUCACAAAGUACUCGAGAUGAAUUGACAACUAUAUCACUUUGGUUGGAUCAGAAUUGUCGCAGAGAAUUCACUGUUAUUUAUGCAUCUGAGAGAAGUGAAAUUAUUUAUAGAUCUUUGCAGAAUUUGAAAGACCAUCAGAAGAGUGGUAGUUGGGGUAAUGAACCUUUGCGUGCUCGUCACAGCAGUCGCGUUGAACCUAAAAAAACAACAUCAGCUCGUUUGCAACAAAUUUUUGAAAAGAAGGCAAACAAACUUUAUCUCCGUGCUACUCAAACAAUCGAACAAUCAACUGGAUUUUCCAUUAAGAAAACUGUAUCACAUUCUGAUCAUCUUUCAUCUGAAGACUAUUUAGAUGGAGACCAAGAGUUAGACAAGUAUAUUGUCCUUCUCUUAGGUUUGCAACGUUUACUCGUGUGGGAGAGAAAUCUAAUGAAUGAUAUAAUUCCAUCAUCAAAACACACUGAAGUCUUUUCUAGAUUAGCUCAAAAUUCCAUUGAAUUGGUUGUAAAAGAUGCUGAGGCUAUCACAGGCAGAAUUCUUCGUUGUAUUUCCCGAAAGGAAUGGACAUCUGCUUUGGGAAUAUUCUCAGCUCUGAAACGUGUUAUUUUACUUCAACCAGAUAUCGAAAGGACUUGUGAUCCUCAUCAAAAGGAACAGCUAACUAAAGUUCUAAAUCGUCUUCAACAAACCGGUUCCAAAGCACUUGAGCACUUCCUAGAGGUUGUAAAAGGCGAAUCUGGUACUAAUUUAGUGGGAAUGAGCUCAAGCACACUUGGCUACUCAACAGUUCCUAAAGAUGCUACUGUUCAUGAACUGACAUCGAAUACAAUUUGGUUUGUUGAGCAUCUUUUUGAACAUUUCGAUGUUAUUGGAGAAAUACUGCAGCAUGAUGUGCUUUAUUCAACUCAACUCGAUACUAUUUUGAUGAAAAAGUCUUUGAUGCCAGAAGACAAGAACAAGGCACUUCUUGCCAUUUAUAUAAAAAAAGCAUUAGCUGAACUAAAUCUUACAAUAAUGAGCAAAUGUGAGCAGUACAGUGAUCAAGCAACCAAACAUCUAUUUCGCCUAAACAAUAUUCAUUAUAUUCUUAAAUCCUUGCAAAGAUCAAAUCUAAUUGAUUUAGUAACAUUGGCUGAACAAGAAUGUGAACGCAGUUAUAACGAUAUGAUUCGUGAACUGAAAUUUUCAUAUCAAAAAACUUGGUCAAAAAUGCUGGGAAGUAUUUCAUCGAUGGAUGAAUUACCAAAACCAGUUCAUGGAAAAAUUAAAGAUAAAGAUAGGGCCAUUUUAAAGGAAAGAUUUUCUACAUUUAAUAAAGACUUUGAAGAGGCAUGUAAAAUACAAAGAGGAAUUUCUAUACCAGAUGUUAUAUUGAGAGAAGGAAUUAAACGCGAUAAUGCUGAACAUAUUUUGCCCAAAUACAAUAAGUUUUAUGAAAUGUAUGUUUCGGUGCAAUUUAGUAAAAAUCCAGAGAAAUACAUCAAAUACAGACCCCACGAAGUUAAUGCAAUGCUAAGUAAAUUAUUCGAUGACUCUGCUUAAAAAAAUCACUGCCGUAUAUUAUUUUUACAAAAAAAAAAAAAAACAAAAUUAAAACGAUUCCAAUACCA